Penicillium odoratum is the source of this 789-nucleotide messenger RNA. RefSeq names its product putative 2-deoxy-D-gluconate 3-dehydrogenase. Gene Ontology annotation, molecular function: oxidoreductase activity, acting on the CH-OH group of donors, NAD or NADP as acceptor. The transcript is spliced from 3 exons. Lineage: Eukaryota; Fungi; Ascomycota; Eurotiomycetes; Eurotiales; Aspergillaceae. The coding region runs from base 1 to 789 and encodes 262 amino acids. The record is from RefSeq and is a predicted model, not a curated record.
AUGGCAGCAUCUCUAUUCUCACUCAAUGGCAGGACUGCCCUCGUCACCGGUGGCACACGAGGCAUUGGCCAGGCCAUGGCCAUUGCCUUAGCCGAAGCCGGCGCCGACAUUAUUCUGGUUCAGCGAGAUGAAUCCAAUACCGCCACCAAGGAUGAGAUUGUCAACCGUCUUGGUCGUAAGGCCUAUAUUCAUGUCGCCGAGCUCUCGGAUCGAAAGGCCGUCAAAGAUAUUGUACCUACAUUGGUCGGUCAAGGACUCAAGCCCGAUAUUCUAUUGAACUGUGCUGGCAUCCAGCGAAGACACCCGAGCCACCAGUUUCCCGAUGAGGACUGGGAUGAGGUCCUUGAGAUCAACCUCACAUCUGUCUUUGUACUCUGCCGUGAAUUUGGUGCCUACCUACUUGCACGCGAUGCUUCCGAGUUCCCCUCGGGUCGCCGCGGUUCUAUUAUCAACGUUGCCUCUCUCCUCACAUUCCAAGGUGGCAUCACCGUACCCGCGUAUGCAGCCUCAAAGGGCGGUAUUGGACAGCUCACCAAGGCACUCUCUAAUGAGUGGCUCAGCAAGGGUAUCAAUGUCAAUGCUAUUGCACCUGGAUACAUUGAUACUGAUAUGAACGUUGCCCUCAUUAAUGAUCCCGACAGGAAUGCUGGCAUCAUGGCCCGCAUUCCCGCUGGCAGGUGGGGUAAGCCCGAGGACUUCAAGGGCGUAGUCGUCUUCCUAGCUAGUGCCGCUAGCAACUAUGUAUCAGGAGAUGUUAUCACUGUUGAUGGCGGCUGGAUGGGCCGGUAA